CGUGAACGCCUCCACCGCUGGCAGCAGAUCGAGACCGUGUGCGGCUUCCAGAUCGUCAACAACCCCGGCAUCCAUGUCCUGAUGUCAUCACUGAACCUUGACCCCAGUCUGAUGGGCGGGGCCCGGCCUGCCCCCACCCACUUCUUCAUGACCGAUGACCUGGACGACCUUGAUGAGGAGAUUGUGUCACCCAUCAGCAUGCAGUAUGCCGCAUGGCUGAUGGGACGCAGAUACAGCGAGCGCCCGUCUACCUGCUCGGAGGACUCCGCUCUCUGGAAGUUUACGGGUUUGAGCCAAACUUUAUCACUUCCUGUCUGUCACACCGACCUCCGACCUAUCACCUCUCUGCAACCCAACACUUCCUCCUCCCAGGACCUGAGUCACUCGGACUCGGACUCUUCUCUGCCGUACGGGAGCGAGGCGCGGCUCAGCAAAGUCUCCAGCAGCAAGUUGAUGCAGAAGGAGGAUCCGCCCACCGGCAGCCACGCGCCCAACGGCGCCAACCGCCAUCUUGAGCUGGCCAACCUGGGGGCCCUCCAGAGACUGUCCGAGAGCCCUCAGCUGGGGAAGAGGCUGAUGGAGAAGUCCUCCAGCUUGGGGGAGAUCAGUUUGAGCGGGAACUUCCCGUCCCAUUCCGACUCCUCGAGGUCCCACAGCCCGAGCUCCACCGAGGCCGAAACCCCCUCCCCCGGCACCGAGUCCAAACAGAACCACAAGAACACGCGCAUCCCUCAGCUGGCCGGCAAGAAGAACGUGGGGGAGGAGGACGGCGG
Molecule: messenger RNA, 773 nt
Organism: Nanorana parkeri
Lineage: Eukaryota; Metazoa; Chordata; Amphibia; Anura; Dicroglossidae
Product: stromal interaction molecule 1-like
Exons: 3
Biological process (GO): intracellular calcium ion homeostasis; activation of store-operated calcium channel activity; store-operated calcium entry
Cellular component (GO): endoplasmic reticulum; plasma membrane
Molecular function (GO): calcium channel regulator activity; calcium ion binding
Source: RefSeq, a predicted model, not a curated record